Messenger RNA from Galleria mellonella (greater wax moth), 1565 nucleotides. It is a transcript of the gene RagC-D, whose product is annotated as ras-related GTP-binding protein C. NCBI's taxonomy places the organism in Eukaryota, Metazoa, Arthropoda, Insecta, Lepidoptera, Pyralidae. Gene Ontology annotation, cellular component: nucleus; lysosome; Gtr1-Gtr2 GTPase complex. The coding region runs from base 233 to 1402 and encodes 389 amino acids. The record is from RefSeq and is a predicted model, not a curated record. Gene Ontology annotation, molecular function: GTP binding; GTPase activity. Gene Ontology annotation, biological process: positive regulation of TOR signaling; cellular response to starvation; cellular response to amino acid stimulus. The transcript is spliced from 8 exons.
CUGGAUUUAAAAAAAAAUAAAACUUACACUGUGGUGUACGAACUUGCUAAUUUAUUAUUAUUUUAUUUUUUAAUAAUCCCUUCUAAUUUAAAGUUGUGCUUUGAAAUUUCGUUCAUAGAGUAAGUAGUUGUACGUACAGGUUUUAUAAAGUAAUUUAAAUAAAUGCAAUUGGCAGGUGCCCAAAAUUCUACAUAAUGCAGUGAGCGCUGAUGAUAAACACUAGUUUGUUAUUAUGAGUUAUCAGGAAGAGCCCAGUUCUUAUGGGGCCACAUUCCCCAAGGAUUUUGUUUAUGGACCAUUUGAACAAAAUGGGGAGGGCGAUAAUACGUCAUUACAAGAGGAUCAUAAACCACGGAUUCUUCUAAUGGGUUUAAGAAGGUCUGGUAAAUCAUCAAUACAAAAAGUGGUAUUUCAUAAGAUGUCACCAAACGAGACAUUGUUUCUAGAGUCCACCAACAAAAUUGUCAAAGAUGAUAUAAAUAACAGCAGCUUUGUGCAAUUUCAAAUUUGGGAUUUUCCAGGACAAAUAGAUUUCUUUGAUCCAACAUUUGAUUCUGACAUUAUAUUUGGUGGCUGUGGAGCUUUAGUUUUCGUUAUAGACGCACAGGAUGAUUACCAAGACGCUUUGGAUAAACUGCAACUAACAGUCACUAAAGCCUACAGAGUAAAUAAUAACAUUAAGUUCGAAGUUUUUAUUCAUAAAGUAGAUGGAUUAAAUGAUGACUACAAAAUGGAAUCACAAAGAGAUAUUCACCAUAGAGCCACUGAGGAUCUUGCAGAAGCUGGUUUAGAACAUGUGCAUUUAUCAUUUCACCUAACAUCAAUAUAUGAUCAUUCUAUAUUUGAAGCAUUCAGCAAAGUGGUUCAAAAAUUGAUUCCUCAACUACCAACAUUAGAAAAUCUUCUUAAUAUACUGAUAUCAAAUUCAGGCAUAGAAAAAGCAUUCCUUUUUGAUGUAGUCUCCAAAAUUUACAUAGCAACAGACAGUUCACCUGUGGAUAUGCAAAGUUAUGAAUUAUGCUGUGACAUGAUUGAUGUAGUCAUAGACAUUUCCUGCAUAUAUGGAAUGGUUGAUGAAACAGAUGUGAAUACAUUUAAUAAUCAAAGUUCAAGUCUAAUUAAACUUAAUAAUGGUACUGUAUUAUAUCUACGAGAAGUUAAUAAAUUCCUGGCCUUAGUUUGUAUAUUAAGAGAGGAAAAUUUCCAGAAACAAGGUGUAAUAGAUUACAAUUUUCUGUGCUUCCGUGAUGCUAUAACUCAAGUGUUUGAGCUGCGUAAUAAAUGUCAGAGCGCUAUUGCUAUGGCGCGAGCAAGAAGCGGCACCCCGGAGCCGGUCGCUAACGGCGCCGCUGACUCCACUGAGAGCACAUCAGACCAUUCACAAGUUGUACAAUUACCAUAGCACAUUUACAUACCUCUAUACUAUAUAUAUAUAUAUAUAUAUAUAUAUAUAUAUAUAAUUGCUUAUGUAUUCAAAAUAUUUAUAAGAUUAGUACCUACAUAAAGACAAUGUUAUUUUCAUUUAAAGAUUUAACAAUUUAUUAAUAAAAUAUAAAUUAUGUUUU